UGUGGCAUUGUGGGAUUCGACCGGCUCAUCCAUCUUGUUUUUCGUUUUGUGCAGUGGAUUGCGACCUCAAACUUGAAGAUAAAAGUAAUUAUAAUAGAUCUAAAUAAUAAACGAAUACAAUAAUUAUUACACACUAUGUUUCGUCAACUUGUCCAACGAUUUAAUCCAGUAUGUAGAUCUGUAUUGAAGGUACAGCAGUUGCACAGACCUGCCGUAUCAGUCAAGUACUUCUCAGCAAAAGUUGAAGAAACAGAUGAACAAUUUGAUGCACGAUGGGAAGCAUAUUUCAAUCGACCCGAAAUUGAUGACUGGGAAUUGCGCCGAGGCUUGAACGAGCUCCACGGCCAUGAUCUUGUACCCGAACCCAAGAUUCUAAUAGCUGCAUUCAAAGCUUGCAGGAGACUUAAUGAUAAUGCCAUGGCAAUCCGUAUCUUAGAAGCUGUCAAGGACAAAUCUGGAGGCCAUAAGAAUAUCUACCCUUACAUUUUGCAAGAAGUACGACCAACGCUAGACGAGCUGGGUAUUGAAACACCUGAGGAGCUAGGGUUAGACAAACCACAGAAAGACAAGAUAUAUUAAUCAAAUAAUGUGUAUACGUGUGUGGAUUGUGCUUUACAAUACUAGCAAUUAAAAUUAUAGAAGUUAAAUAAUGGAGACUAAAUCCCCAUGGUGUAUAUUUAAAAUGAAGUUGGGUGCAUUCUACAGCUGAAACGAUCCAUCUGCAAUGCAACAUAAUGAUUUUCACAGACUUACUUCAUUGAACGAUGAUUCGAAUGCCAGUACCCAUACUGCAGUGCCAAAAUAUUUUGACUAUAUUUAAUAAUUUACUUUAUUUUGUGAAACCUUUCUCAACAAGUGAUUAUUUUACUCAUGAGCAUAAAACAUUUGAUUUGAAAUAUGAAGAGUUUUUUGUUUUGAGAUUGUUGAAUUAAAGGUUAAAAUCAAUUGACACAAUGGUA
Messenger RNA from Anneissia japonica, 959 nucleotides. RefSeq names its product cytochrome c oxidase subunit 5A, mitochondrial-like. Lineage: Eukaryota; Metazoa; Echinodermata; Crinoidea; Comatulida; Comatulidae. The transcript is spliced from 4 exons. Bases 136 to 579 code for a protein of 147 amino acids. Gene Ontology annotation, biological process: mitochondrial electron transport, cytochrome c to oxygen. Gene Ontology annotation, cellular component: mitochondrial inner membrane. The record is from RefSeq and is a predicted model, not a curated record.